This is a messenger RNA of Aspergillus calidoustus, 1747 nucleotides long. The record is from the annotation of a GenBank genome assembly. Lineage: Eukaryota; Fungi; Ascomycota; Eurotiomycetes; Eurotiales; Aspergillaceae.
AUGAUAAGAUGGAAUUGGUGGCAGUGCGCAGGUCAUGUCCACGCGAAGGAAAUCGAGUCCACCCAUAGAUCUGCGAUCGAUCAUAAAUUUCCCAUCUCGCGCAAAAAAAUGUUUCCAUCGUCUCUUCUUCCGUCUUCUUUCCCUGCAAUUGAAGCCAUCACACAACUGAAAAUGCCAGCCCAACCACACGACGACCCUUUCUGGAAACGCGCCCUGUGGGCGGCCCCCUUCCUCCCCCUCGCCAUCUGGCCCUGGCUCGAAGGUGAAGUCUCCGCCGCGCAUGUCAUCCCAUACCUGCUGCAAAUGGCCAAGGACGGCACCUGGACAUCUUCGAAUGGGGAGGUGACAUUGUCAAUGACCGAGCCGCACCUGGGUAUCCCACUCCUUGACAACGCGAUGGGUCCCCUCCUCGCCGUGUUCACGCCUUCAAUGACGGGGAUCGAUCUCGUUAGUCGAUUGCAGAUGGUUUCCUUCCUCACGGACGUCGGUCCCCUGUUCGUUGUCGGGAUGCUAGAGAAGUUUCGGCGGAGGCAUCAUUGGAGUGCGAUUCUAUACCCCUUCCUCUUCGCAAUCGCCUGCCAAUUCUUCGGAAUCGGGAAACUCGCAGGCGUCUACUACCUCAUCGAGUACCUCUGGUCGCCCGCGGUUACCCUCCCGACGGCGCAAAGCGCUUCUAUGCCCAAGGCCACGGUGGAUUCGCUGCUCGGCGCGAUUCUGCUCGUGUACUACCCGCUCGUCGCUGGGAGCUACUUUGCGCCGACGGUCGAAGGGCGAGUGACGAGUAAUGCGCUGUGGCAGUUUUUCCCGAUCCUUGUGGUGCUUGCGCAGGGGGUGUUGUUUGCGUUUCUCCGUGGCCGAGAAAAGAGCGACGACAAAACAGGUGGUGCGUCGGCAAAAUCCACAUCCAAGUCUGGCAAGGCCGCGACUGGGCCAGCUGCCACACGCCCGGACAUGCCUGCAAUCCGCCGAACACUCGCCACAUUGUCAAUCAUCUCAACCCUCGCCUUCCUGUACACGCGCGUCACGCGCCCGGCUGAUAUGUCCAUGACGGAAAUCUUCUUCCCCGUCGACUCCGGCACACCCAUCGACUCGUUCGAAACGGCCGUCCGGCGCAUGUUGCAGUGGGACCAGGUCUGCUGGGUGCUGCCGGGGUACUACUGGCUCCUUUUGUCAUUCCGAGAUCUGUCGUUGAAAGACGUGGAUGUUCCCUGGGGGCGCGUUGUGGGCGCGUUGGUGCUGGGGACGGUGGGCUUGGGAGCUGGGGCGACGUUUGGGCUUGUGUGGCUGUGGAGGGAGAGUUUGUUGGAGAGAUGUUUUGAGGGAAGAGGGAAGAGGGAUUGAGUCGAGUUGCAAGUCCGGAAUGGGUACAGCCGAGGAGAUGGCAGUCGUGAUAGGGUUACGUUACGUGCAUCAAAUCUCCACGCUCGGCGCUUCAUGCGCAGGUUCGGAUGCAGGGUCCGCAUUUAUCACGAUCACAGUCGGGUACGGACAGGAAAGGGUGGGGGAGUGAGUGGUGGUCUCGAUGGGGUUACGUGCAUGCAGUGAGGGCAUACCAUCUCCGCAAAGCAUGCGCAGGCUCGAGGCAGGGAGUAAGAGAAUGGAGCAGACGAGGUCUUGUUAGGUCUCCACAAAGGCCUGCAAAGCCUCAGAUGUAGGCUGUCUGGCGCAGUCGGGUACAUACAGGAAGUGUAUGAGGCACAGGUGGUCUGGUUAGGGUUACUCAUAGUAUAGCACCACCCGCUCUACA